Oldenlandia corymbosa var. corymbosa is the source of this 1602-nucleotide messenger RNA. The record is from the annotation of a GenBank genome assembly. Lineage: Eukaryota; Viridiplantae; Streptophyta; Magnoliopsida; Gentianales; Rubiaceae.
AUGGGACCCCCCCAAAGAAGAAAAAUAAUCCCAUUUCUACUUAUAACAAGUAAUAUAAAUAGAAGUAAAUUCAAACUCAAUCAUGCUCCUGUUGAUUUGGAUAUUGAGAGAGAUAAGGAGGAAGAUAAGACUUUUCUCUUCCAAGGUAUCAUGAGUCAGUUUGUUGUUCCUAAUUGGAAUCUAAAGCAGCAAGGACAAGAGCUCCAAGUGGAUCAUGGAGGGGAUCAUCAUUCAGCCUACCACGUGCAGAACAACCACAAUCCCAGCCAUACUGUCCCCAUGUCAACAGAUCGUGAAGUGACAGAGCUGACAUGGGAAAACGGGCAGCUAUCGAUGCAUGGCUUAAGCAACAACAACAACAUGAUUCCUUCUCCGGCUCCAAACAAGACAACAAGCACCUGGGAAACACCAGCAGACCAUACACUAGAAUCAAUAGUCCAUCAAGCAACUUGUCACCAGAACCACAACCUCUUGAUCAACAUGAUCCAAGCGCGAAAACCCGAGCAGCCAAUCACCACCCGCGACAACACAACAGGGAUUACAGGCGGUGAUCAGAAGGCGGCGGAGCAGGUGCAAAUGCUUGCCUCAAGUUACAACAAGAUGGCAAAAAAGAGGAUGAGGUCAGAGACAGAAUCAGACCAAUGCUGGAGAUACUUAGGCAGUAGUAGUAGCAACAGAAUGUAUGAUUUGGGAGCAGAAAGAAGUGCUUGCGCAAGUGCUAAUGCAACAUUUUGUAGGAAUAACAACAACAACAAUAAAGACACAACCAUGAUGACUUGGGGAGCUUCUUCCUUUGAAUCUGAUCCUCCUCCAAGUUUGAAGAGUACUAAAACCAGUCAUGAUGAUGAUUCUGCUGCUUCUCAUGGUGGCCGUGGCUUGGAAAAUAAAGAUGAAGAACAAGAGACAAGAGGGGGAACACCUCGAACUUGCUCAGCAAGACGUAAUCGCGCAGCAGCAAUACAUAAUCAAUCAGAGCGGAGACGUAGGGAUAGAAUCAAUCAGAAGAUGAAGGCUCUCCAGAAGUUGGUCCCUAAUGCAAGCAAGACAGAUAAAGCAUCAAUGCUGGAUGAGGUGAUCGAGUACUUGAAGCAAUUGCAGGCACAAGUUAACCUAAUGAGCUCAACCACAGCAACAACAAUUAUGCCUCAAAUGAUGAUGAUGAAUCCUCUUGCAAUUCAACAACAAUUACAAAUGUCCACACUUCUGGCUGCUGCAAGGAUGGGCAUUUCUGGAAAUGGAUUAGGAAUGCCAACUCCCCACAAUAAUCCUCUUCAAUCUCUUAUGAUGAAUUCCACCACCACAACCCCAUUGGCGCCCUCGACAACUCCUCCAACUUUUCUUCCACCAGUACCUUUUGUCGUGCCGCCCGUGAUCCCUAUCACGGGCGUCACGAGCGCCACAACAACCAGCACCGCUCCCAACGCCACAAUGGCAAAUAGAUCCGCCUCGAGUCUUUUGAAUAAUCCUUACAAUGCAUAUCUGGCACAACAAAGGGAUAGCAUGGAUUUUUACGGCAGGAUGGCAGCACUGUACAGACAACAACAAGCUAAUCAAACGAGAAGCAACCCUAUUGAUCUGCCAAACUUCAAUCAAGGGAAAUGA